Molecule: messenger RNA, 1248 nt
Organism: Molossus molossus (Pallas's mastiff bat)
Lineage: Eukaryota; Metazoa; Chordata; Mammalia; Chiroptera; Molossidae
Gene: RHBDL2
Product: rhomboid like 2
Exons: 8
Coding region: 117-1025 (302 amino acids)
Cellular component (GO): membrane
Molecular function (GO): serine-type endopeptidase activity
Source: RefSeq, a predicted model, not a curated record
CUCUUGCCCAGCACAAGAAAACCAGCUAUCUCUCCAAUUUCACAUUUGUGAACUAGAGGCCCAGAGACUAAGGAAGGCCUGCACCAGGGUGCACAGUGUAGGGAGGACCCAGGACAAUGGCUGCUGCUCCUGAUUUGCAAAUGGAGGAUGUGAAUGUGCGUAGAGACGUGGAAGAAAAGCUGGAGGAGGAGAAGAAAAUGACAGAGGAUGGGGAAGAUAAAGAUCCCUUCAAGGAUAAAAAGGUCCACAGGAUUGUCUCCAAAUGGAUGCUUCCUGAAAAUGCCCGGAGAACAUACAUGGAGAGAGCUAACUGCCUCCCGCCCCCUGUGUUCAUCAUCUCCGUCAGCCUUGCUGAGCUGGCAGUGUUCAUUUACUAUGCUGUGUGGAAACCUCAGAAACAGUGGAUCACCUUGGACACAGGCAUCUUGGAGAGUCCAUUUACCUACAAUCCUCAGAAGAGGGAGGAAGCCUGGAGGUUUAUCUCAUACAUGCUGGUACAUGCGGGAGUUCAGCACAUCUUGGGGAACCUGAUUAUGCAGCUCGUUUUGGGUAUUCCCUUGGAAAUGGUCCACAAAGGCCUCCGCGUGGGGCUGGUGUACCUGGCAGGAGUGAUUGCAGGAUCCCUUGCCAGCUCCAUCUUUGACCCACUCAAAUAUCUUGUGGGUGCUUCAGGAGGAGUCUAUGCUCUGAUGGGAGGCUAUUUUAUGAAUGUUCUGGUGAAUUUUCGAGAAAUGAUUCCUGCCUUCGGAAUUGUCAGACUACUGAUCAUCAUCUUGAUAAUCACAUCAGAUAUGGGAUUUGCUCUCUACAGAAGGUUCGUUGUCCCUGCAAAUGGGUCAUCACCGGUGUCUUUUGCAGCUCACAUUGCAGGUGGAUUUGCUGGAAUGUCCAUAGGGUACACAGUGUUUAGCUGCUUUGAUAAGACACUGCUGAAAGAUCCACGGUUUUGGAUAGCAAUUGCAGCUUAUUUAGCUUGUGCCGUAUUUGCUGUGUUUUUCAACAUUUUCCUAUCCCCAGCGAACUGACCUGCCCCUAAUAGAAACCAAUUAAUAAAAAGAGCCAUCUGGGUAAAAACAAACUGGAGAACUCUAUGAAGAAACAGAGAAGUCCCAGCAAAACACCACUGAAAUCAUCAGUUGCAAAGACUCCUAACAAAAGGUCUUAGGUUUUUUGUUUUUUAAAUAAUGUUUUCAUUGAUUUUUUUAGAGAGAGAGGAAAGGAGAGAGGGAUAGAAACAUCAAUGUGGGA